This is a messenger RNA of Polistes dominula (European paper wasp), 730 nucleotides long. RefSeq names its product histone deacetylase complex subunit SAP18 (gene Bin1). NCBI's taxonomy places the organism in Eukaryota, Metazoa, Arthropoda, Insecta, Hymenoptera, Vespidae. Gene Ontology annotation, molecular function: transcription factor binding; transcription corepressor activity. The record is from RefSeq and is a predicted model, not a curated record. Gene Ontology annotation, cellular component: nucleus. Gene Ontology annotation, biological process: negative regulation of DNA-templated transcription.
UGUAAUAUAACUAUACUUGUUUGUUGACGGACGUAUUUGAAAAAAAACUAUUUUAUUAAUUAACAAAUAUUACAAUUAUUUUCAAUUUAUAAAAUAAUUUCAUAAAUAUGGCAUCAGCUUUAGAAUCUAUGGUGGUCGACGAAAAACAACUUCCUGAGAAACCGGUGGAUCGUGAAAAAACAUGUCCACUCUUGCUCAGAGUAUUUUGUAAUACUGGACGACACCAUAAUAUCAUGGAAUACAGUAGAGGAAAUGUACCAUCUAAUGAACUUCAGAUAUACACUUGGAUGGAUGCUACUUUAAGAGAAAUUACUGGUCUUGUUAAAGAAGUUAACCCAGAUGCACGGAGUAAAGGAACAUAUUUUGAUUUUUCUCUGGUUACACCGGAGUUAAGAAAUUCUGGUUAUAGAAUGAGAGAGAUUGGUGUUACAUGUUCAGGUCAAAAAGGAGCUGAUGAUAAUAAAACACUUGCACAAGCACGGUUUACUAUAGGUGAUUAUUUGGAUAUUUCUAUAACGCCACCCAAUAGAAUGAUGCAACCUACUAUUAGACGUGGAGGACUUCGUCAAUAUUGAUAGUAAGUUAAUUAUCUAUGGUUUUCAUGAAUGUGUGCAUAAAAAGUACAAUAAAAAACUUUAUCAUUGGGAAUAGGAUGAAUUUGACAAAUCUAUAUUUCUAAGAUGUAUAAGUUAUGAUUUUUAAUAAUAAAUGUGGUAUUAUAAUUGACAAA